AUAUGUGGCAAAGCGGAUGAGACGUCAGCCGUGGACAAUAGAUGAUACUCUGCUGAUUUUUUCCUUGCAGAUCUUCAUGUACUUUGUCGUGGCAGGGUUGAUCAUAUGCAAGCGCUUUUUCCUUACCCACACUUGUCCAACAACUGACGAAGCGAAGCGGUGGCCGAAGGGCAUGUCGGUCAACACAUGCCUACCAAAAGCACAGAUGAGCUAUACAUAGCGCUCUUAGUAUUGUGGUGGUUUAGAAUUCCUAUGGGCCUCAGCAUGCUUACAACUCGAUGCGCAAUCUCGACCUUCUUCAUCCGAACCUUGUACACUCGAAUGUUUCCUUGGCUGAGACGCAUUGGUACAUACCAUCACAAAACUUUAUUUUCCUAUUCUGUCAGACGGCCUUGUUGAUAGAUCUCACAGCGUACUGUUGCAUCUACCUGGCCAUCGCUCUAUGCAUUACUGUAGUCUUCGGGAUACUGCUACAUUGCCGGCCAGUAAAGUGGAAUUGGACGCCGCCAUUUGAAAAUUCGGGACGUUGUUUCAAAUUCAGACCGUUCAUCAUCACGAUAGCCGCUGUUGGCGUCGCCAUAGACUGUGUUACUUGGAUGCUACCUCAUUGGGUAGUGUGGAACCUACAGCUCCGCCCAGCUCACAAGGUUGCGAUCACAGCUAUUUUCGCUCUCGGUACACUUAACGUUGUCAUGGGGGGGUUUCGACUCUACCUUCUUGAUACAGCAGCUUACGAAAACGACGUAACUUACGGUAUAAGUAUCACAUUGAUGUGGGCGCUUGCACAUACGAGUACCGCCAUUGUUGUCGCCUGUUGCCCACAACUACGGCCCGUCUUUGAAAAGUUCGUUCCGAAGAAGCUUACGCGUAUCGUCAUACGAAGACCACAUCUUCUUCAAGCCAGGGGAAAUCCAAUCAGGGUCACAAUAAGGAUCGAUAUUCACGAUAACUUCUGUGAAGUGUCAGAGCCAGCGUCCUUCCAUGACGGACACCAGGAACCUUGGGCCCCGACUUUUGAAGUCGAGCGGGGGCCAGCUACUGAUGUACAGGACACAAUAUUCUGUUGUGGAUGUCUGACUAGAAGACCCUGUUGCGUAUGAUACAGCGAGGCGAAGUGCUGUUUGGGACGCCGACUUCACUUUGUGGUGGGCUGAUCUCUCCUUUUGGGUAUAUUCCUUCGAGUUUCAGUGGACCUAACCU
Messenger RNA from Dothidotthia symphoricarpi CBS 119687, 1200 nucleotides. RefSeq lists its product as uncharacterized. The record is from RefSeq and is a predicted model, not a curated record. The transcript has 4 exons. Lineage: Eukaryota; Fungi; Ascomycota; Dothideomycetes; Pleosporales; Dothidotthiaceae. The coding region runs from base 279 to 1100 and encodes 273 amino acids.